AUGUCGCAAGAAGUGAGCGACCUAAAAGAUAUUCGCACGACGGAACAGAGCUCUUUCCUGGAAAGUAAGACUACCAUCAUCCCCAGCAAUAUUGAAACUAGUUUGAUAAUUACUGAGGACUCUGCGAAAAAGGAAAUUUGUACGGACAAUGAUAGUGAAUCGGAGUCUUCAGAUGCUGAAGGAAAUGGAAAUUGUCUUCUCUCGUAUAGAAUUCGUGUACGAAACACCUACUAUGUUCGCAGCCGAUGUAUAAAAAAGUUGGUGGUCAUAUUAUGUGCCCUUCUGUAUGUGGCAUAUUUUUCUUAUGCCAUAUACCUUCACAGGAACGAUUCUCGGAUUGUAGGUCUGUAUUUCAUCACUAGUGUGAUUGGCCUGUACCUCCUGUGCAGCAGUAUAUCGUCUACAAAACUCGUGGCCAGACUUUGUAAGUGGGCGCAAGGUCAUCAUAAAGCGAAAACUAUAGCCUCAAGGACACUGGCUGUUAGCUGCGGCGUUUUUUUCCUAGUCACUCUGAGCACGGAAGUGAUUCUCUCUCGACCUUCUAACUUGUGGUCGCUGUCAGGUCUGGCUUGGAUCACUUUCGCCUUUUAUCUGACAUCCACACAUCCCCACAAAGUGGCAUGGCGUCCUGUCGUUUCAGGCCUGUUCAUACAAUACGCCUUCGCCCUGGUCAUUCUGAGAGUGCCAGUGGUGUACUCUGGCCUCCAGUGGUGUGGAGACCUGAUGACCACUGUCAUAAAUUACUACAAGGCUGGCCAAAGUUUUCUUUUAGGCGAUGACUUUCCUUUUAAUGGGUUUGUCUUUUCUAUUGAUUCUUUGAUGCUGAUUCGCCCAUUCCUGGAACAACUGACGUCAUCAGAACUGCACUGUCUCAUGGCCAAUGGGAUGUCCACCGUCACUGGAAGCAUCCUCGGUCUAUACAUUUCACAAGGGAUCAAGGCUGAGCACCUUCUGGCAGCCUCGGUGAUGUCUGCCCCUGCAGCACUCUCUCUGUCCAAGCUGGCGGUGCCAGAGACCAGAGCCAGGGCUGCCUCACGACAACGCUAUAACAUUCCCAGUGCCAGCAGAUUCCGCAGCCUGAUGGACGCAGCCUCCAGUGGUGCCAGUAACGCCCUCACAUUGGUAGCCUCCAUCAUCGCCAACGUCACAGCAGUGGUCAGCGUGGUCAAAAUGAUCAACAGUGGCCUCGGUCCGUUCAAAAAGUUGAAUGGAAGACAUGGUAAAAACCAUUCGGAGAAAAGAUCCCACCCUUACACCACAGAGGUUGUGACUUAUGAAUGGCACCCCAGCAGCUGGGAAGCUCCGUCUCCUGUGGCCUGA
This is a messenger RNA of Aplysia californica (California sea hare), 1320 nucleotides long. Its product is annotated as sodium/nucleoside cotransporter 1-like. Lineage: Eukaryota; Metazoa; Mollusca; Gastropoda; Aplysiida; Aplysiidae. Gene Ontology annotation, cellular component: membrane. The record is from RefSeq and is a predicted model, not a curated record. Gene Ontology annotation, biological process: nucleoside transmembrane transport. The coding region runs from base 1 to 1320 and encodes 439 amino acids. Gene Ontology annotation, molecular function: nucleoside:sodium symporter activity. The transcript has 7 exons.